Eurytemora carolleeae is the source of this 1377-nucleotide messenger RNA. Its product is annotated as translocation protein SEC62. The coding region runs from base 32 to 1114 and encodes 360 amino acids. Lineage: Eukaryota; Metazoa; Arthropoda; Copepoda; Calanoida; Temoridae. Gene Ontology annotation, biological process: post-translational protein targeting to membrane, translocation. The transcript is spliced from 10 exons. The record is from RefSeq and is a predicted model, not a curated record. Gene Ontology annotation, cellular component: endoplasmic reticulum membrane; endoplasmic reticulum.
CUAAAAUUGUAAUUGUUCCAGAAUCUACAAAAUGGCGGAUCGAAAGAAGAGUAAAAAGAAGCAGCUUGGUGUGGUGGAGGAAGAGAAACUGAGUAAAACAAAUAAAUCAGUUUUGAAGUGGUUAAGGAAGAAUGUUCCGAUUAAGAAGACCAAGUUUAUGCACUCCCAUGUUGUGGAGUACUUCACCUCAGCUAAGGCCAUCGAUGCUCUAGUCAACGACAGCCCCUGGUCAAAGGAAAAGGCUAAGGAAGGAAGUGAGUUGAUUCUUGAGACACGAUUUCAAGCCAUAGAUCUGCUUGAUGUUCUCCUCAGGAAUAAGAUGUUCCAUCGAGCUAAGAAGAUAACGGUUGCAGAGAAGGAAAAGAAGAAGAAAAAAGACGAGGAAGAGGAGAAAGUGGAAGAGGAGGAAAAGAAGGACUUGAAGCAAAGGAAGAAGAAGAAGAAGGAGGAUGAGAAGGAAGCCAAGGAAAAUAAGGAGGAGAAGGAGAGAGCUGCAGAGAGGGAGAAGAAGAAGAGGAAGAUAAGAUUAGAAAUGCACAAUGAACAAGUCAUAAUUGAUGGAAAUGAAGCGUAUGUCUGGCUGUAUGAUCCAACCCCCUGGUACUACUAUAUUGCCGGUUCAGCAAUAGUUCUCGGCAUUAUAGCCGUCUGUCUCUUUCCACUCUGGCCAGCAGAAAUGAGACAAGGUGUAUACUAUUUGUCUGUUGGUGCAGCUGGUUUCCUUGUGUUUAUUAUCUGUCUCGCAAUCAUCAAGUACAUCAUCUUCCUGGCUCUCUUCAUCUGCACUGCUGGAAAACUCAAGUUCUGGAUAUUUCCGAAUCUUACUGAGGAUGUUGGGUUCAUAGAGUCCUUUAAACCUGCAUACGUUUAUACAUACACAGGACCUAAAAAGGAAAACGACAGCGAUGAUGAGUCGGAAUCAGAGGAUGAAGAUGAAGAAGAUGAGGAGGGAAAGAAUGAGAAAGGUGCAGAGGUUUCUGGAGACGGGGACGGAGAAGGGAGUGAUACAGGCCGGGACGACCAAGGGAAUGGCAGUGAAGAAGAAAACAGCCAAGGAAGUGAGAGCGGUGGUUCAAGCAGAGAAUUCGAAAUUAUUGACAACAAACAAACAUAGAAAACAUCUCUCUCUUGUUGGACGACAACUAAUGGUGAAAUGAUGUCAGUAUGACGUUCACGAAACGUGCAUAGGAUAAUAUACAUGAUGCGCCAGCGUAUUUAGUGUUCAUCAAUGUUUGUAAUUUCCGGUGAACAAUUUCGGGGGGGGGGGAGAUAAUAUUUGUUGUACAAAGCAAGAAUAUUUUACCUCUUUAAAGAAAAUUAAUGUUUAAAAAUCUUCAAAUUUUAAAAUGUCCCAUCAAAAGCUAUUUUAAAAAUUAA